Messenger RNA from Polychytrium aggregatum, 625 nucleotides. RefSeq lists its product as uncharacterized. NCBI's taxonomy places the organism in Eukaryota, Fungi, Chytridiomycota, Chytridiomycetes, Polychytriales. The record is from RefSeq and is a predicted model, not a curated record. Bases 128 to 613 code for a protein of 161 amino acids. The transcript is spliced from 4 exons.
GUGACACAUGCUUCACCUGCCGCUGGGCUUUGCUGCAAUCCGCUUCUUCCAUCGAUCGAUCAGCGCCAGUCGAACAGGAUCAACAUCGCUGCUGUUUCCAGCUGUUGCUUGAAGCAGUGACUGCUCCAUGUUCGCUGGGCUUGGUGGGCAAGCUUCCUGGAUGGUUGUCAACGCCAGACCCGGCUUCUGUUCGCUGGUAUUCUUCCGCAGCUCAGAGGCUAUCUGGGACUCGAUCUUGUCGUCGAUCGUCCGGAUCUGCGAGAGAAUGGCCACGACCGACUCAAGGAGCCCUUCCAGUCUCGGCUCUGCGUCGACGGCGAGCCGGCACUUCACGCUAGACACGGCCUCGAGUAUCCUCACAUUCCCGACAGGCCUGUCGGCAUCCUGGCAAAUAGUACCUGCGUCGGCUGUGAUCCGGAACGACUCUUGGGUCGUUGCGCUGAACUCGUCGACAAAUGCGACCCCUCUGCCAAUGCUUCGGGAUGCCGACUUGAGAGGCUCUUUCCGCAAAGCGCUCUUUUUUUCCAGCUCGCUGGGCUUCACCGUUCCAAAGUCCCAGCUUCCCUGGGCUGUGGCAGCCACGGUCUCCUUCCUUGAUGCAUCCAAACCAUGACUCUGAUGUUAG